CUGGCGCUGCUGCCUUAGGCUUCAAGACACUGCUAUCGGCAGCGGCGCAGAGAAGAAGCAGCCGGCGGCAACGAAUGCUGCUGCGGCAGCGCGGCGCCAGCCCCGUCGGCUGCGAGGACGGCGAGCAGGCGGAGGGCGGUGAGGGCGAGCCCAACCUGAAGCGCCGGCUGAUGUCGGCUGUGUCGCCGCCGGCGCCCGCCGUUGCGGGAGAGGCAGGAGAGGCGGCCGGCGCGGGUGGAGGCUCCGGAGGCAGCGCCAAGGGUGAGGGAGACCCGGCACAGCAAGAAGCAGGCGGCCAGGGGGUGGCGGCGAGCGGCGGUACUGCUGCCGCUGCCGCUGCUGAUGCGAAGGAGGGCAAGGAGCAGGCCAGCAGCAAGGAGACGGCGCCGGCCGCGGCCGCGGCCGGCGCUGGCAAAGACGGCAGCGGGACUGCUGGCGGAAAGGAGAAGGAGGCCGCAAGCGGAGGCAAUGAGGGCGUGCUAACGGUGCUGACGCGCUCCGCCUCCGCCUCCUCUCCAUGCGGUGCCGUGGCAGCGGCCUCGCCCCGCACCACCUCGGGAGCCGCGCCGCGCGGCUCCGCGGGUGCCGGCUCUCCUCGGCAGCCGGCAGCUUGGACGGACGACGGCAAGCUCAAGUCCAUUGGCGGCGUACUGCUGGAGUGGGCGCGCUACAUGCCGCUGGUGACUGCCACGCGUAAGGGCGCGGAGGUGGCGCCGGCGGAGUCGGUGCUGGCGCUGGCGCGGCGGGCGGCGCGCGGAGAGCUGAUGGGUGGGCUGGCGGGUGGGCACACACGGUGGCAGCCGGGGACGACACGGGUAUCGUGUCUGUGUACGACGUCGCCCGGCCGGGCGGUGCCGCGGUGUGGUGGCGGGCUUGAGGUGCCGGCGGCGGCUAGGUCGCCCCUGCACGGCAGCGCUGACGCGAAGCCGUAUGGGAUGAAGGUGAGCCCCGAUGGCGAGUGGAUGGCAACGUGCGGAGGCAGCAACAACGUCAGCAUCCACAGCACCCGCACACGUGGGGGCUGGUCGCCGCUAUUCCACUGACGGGUCACGGCGGAGGCGGAGCCGUGUCCUCCGUGGCUUGGAGCCCGGAUGGCCGCUGGCUGCUGGCGGCCGGCGGCACUGCAGAUGAGCUGCGGGUACUGGGUGUGAGUGUGUGGCUGUGUGGCCAGUGAGCAGGCGGCUGGCGGGGCCCCUUACUUGUGUGCGUGUGAGUAGACGUGGUGCUCGGGCACUACAGAGGGAAGACGCAUACAGUACAUGCAGGUGCAAUGAGCGGGGGUGUACACGGUGUGGCCGGUGGUAGCGUGCGUGUAGUAAUGGCUCCCGGGUUGCCGUAUGGGAGCACUGAGACAUUUGCACUGAGAAAUGUACGGCUGGACCUUUUGAGCGGCGCCAUACGCAUUGCGUUCGCGGAUGGACUGCAAACCUUCAAGAUGUGCACUGGGGGGACAUGGGUAUUGCUCCGAACUGUGUUGUACAAUGUGCGGGACUGCGAGUGGCCGCUGAUCUGCCCGCUGACAUGAUACGGUAGUUAGUUGUGGGAUAGCGCUGCCUCUAAGGUGAGCCUAUAGGUCUGGGCUCCCUGAAUUUCGGUUCGUA
Molecule: messenger RNA, 1601 nt
Organism: Chlamydomonas reinhardtii
Lineage: Eukaryota; Viridiplantae; Chlorophyta; Chlorophyceae; Chlamydomonadales; Chlamydomonadaceae
Exons: 7
Coding region: 75-1043 (322 amino acids)
Source: RefSeq, a predicted model, not a curated record